This is a messenger RNA of Cinara cedri, 162 nucleotides long. NCBI's taxonomy places the organism in Eukaryota, Metazoa, Arthropoda, Insecta, Hemiptera, Aphididae. The record is from the annotation of a GenBank genome assembly.
AUGGGUCGAGAUAAAUUGAGAAAAGCGCGAAAUGCCGACGAGCAAACUCCAAAGGAGCGUGGAAAAAUGAAAAGCUUUAAAUACGGAACAGCGAGAUUCUUAAAACGGAAACGCGACAACAAGAACGGCGACGAAAUGAGAUUUAUUUUACGAACAAAUUAA